AUGGCCCCAGGGCUCAGUGCUUCCCCUCCAGUUGUGAUUCUGCUCCUGUCCCUGCUGGGUCUGGCUGCUGCUGGGAAGCUCCUAGUGGUGCCAGUGGAUGGGAGCCACUGGCUCAGCAUGCGGGAAUUGCUGGACAUGCUCCAGCAGAAGGGGCACGAGGUGGUCGUGGUAGCACCUGAAGUGACUUUGCACAUCAAGCCAUCCAAGACCUUUGUAAUGAAAAAGUACCCAGUGCCAUUCACGGAGGAAGAGAUGGAUGAAGUUGUCCAAGGAUUAGUAAAGGAUGUAUUUGAAGAAGGAUCUUUUGUGGAAAGAGUUAUUAGACUUUAUCAACGGGCAAAAAAAAACUCUGCUCUGUUCCUGGCCACCUGUACACAUUUACUCCAUAACAAGGAGCUCAUCAGGUACCUUGAGGAGAGCAAGUUCGAUGCUGUCCUCACAGACCCUUUCCUACCCUGUGGGGCAAUCCUGGCAGAUUAUCUUUCCUUGCCUUCUGUGUAUUUCCUGCAGCAAAUGCCAUGUCGCUUGGAAUAUCAGUCCACCCAGUGCCCCAACCCCACUUCCUAUGUCCCCAGAGCAUUUACAGACCUUACAGACCACAUGACCUUUGUCCAGCGGGUGAAGAACCUGCUCUAUGACAUCCCAAAUUUUUUCCUCUGUGAUGUUGUCUUCCAACCUUAUGCUGAACUGGCUUCAGAAUUCCUCAAGCGGGAGGUGACCGUGCCAGAUCUUCUGAGCCAGGCUUCCAUUUGGCUCCUGAAGCUGGACUUCGUCUUGCACUUCCCAAAACCCUUGAUGCCCAACAUGGUUUUGAUUAGUGGAGUAAAUUGUGCUUACAAGAAACUCAAUCAGGUGGGUCGUGCUCUGUUUUCUCUUGUUCUUGCAGGUUUUGGAAUCUCUGGGAAGCUGAAACACAGCUUUUGUUAGAAAGGUGGAUUUCAAAUUGCCCAUGCUUUGCAGAGAGGUGCUGGUUCUGGUGUCUGUGAAGGAUUAUCAGAGUAGAAAGGUGGAGAGAGUGUUGUUUAUGGAAUUAGCUCUGGGAGACUCCCCAUUGGUCCUGUGCCCCCUGGUGCAAGGCAGCUUUGGAGUAGGCUGUUGGUGUGGUGCAAGACACACUUUGACUUUAGGAGUCAAAUCAGCCUCUGGCUGAAUUCCUCCACAAUUCUGUUUUGGUUUUGUUUUUUUUUUUUUGGUUUUUUUUUUUUUUUUUUUUUUGUUUUGUUUUGGGUU
Molecule: messenger RNA, 1230 nt
Organism: Cinclus cinclus
Lineage: Eukaryota; Metazoa; Chordata; Aves; Passeriformes; Cinclidae
Product: UDP-glucuronosyltransferase 1A1-like
Exons: 1
Coding region: 1-927 (308 amino acids)
Molecular function (GO): UDP-glycosyltransferase activity
Source: RefSeq, a predicted model, not a curated record